AUGGGAAGACGGAUGGAAGAGAUUAACAAAAAGUUGGAGAAAUUAGCAGCUAACAAACCCACUUUUGAAAUAGAAACUUUCGUGGCAGGCGAGGUUUCGGGUCAGUCUAAUGAAGGCCAAGCAUGGAAACUGAGGAGAGAUUUGAAUGUUGAAGAAGAAGUUGACGUGGUAGGAUUUCAAAGGGAUGCAGAUGAGCUAGCUAGGUUGCUGACACGAAAUGAUCCUCGGCCUCUUGUCACUGUUUCCAUUGUAGGUAUGGGAGGGUUAGGUAAGACUACACUCGCUAAAACUAUUUACAGUAGAAGUGAUGUUAAGAAAUGCUUUGAUACUUGUUGUUGGGUUUAUGUUUCUCAAUAAUAUAGGAUCAAGGAUCUGCUACAGGCUGUUAUAAAGCAAAUCGGAAUUAGUCUCACAUAUGAGAAGAAAAGGGCGUUAGAGAAGAUGGAUGAGGACGAUUUGAGGAGAAUUCUGUCUUUCCAUUUGAAGCAGAAGAGAUGCCUGAUAGUAUUGGAUGAUCUUUGGAGGAAACAAGACUGGGAUAGCUUGAAAACAGCCCUUCUUGUUCCAGAUAAGGGUAGGCAGUGCAGGGUUCUGCUCACCACUAGAAAUGAAGAAGUGGCCAGGUAUGCUGAGCCAUCAAGAGAACCCUAUAAAUUACGCCAUCUGAAUAAGGAGAGUUUGAAUCUGUUUUGGAAGAAAGUUUUCCCAUUUGAAGUUGGAAGUACAGAAAAUUUUUGUUCCAAAAGCUUGCAGGAUUUGGCAGAGAAAAUUGUUGAGAAGUGUGGUGGAUUACCACUGGCUAUUGUGUUACUAGGAGGUCUCUUAUCUGCAAAACGGAAGACGACUACAGAGUGGUCCAAAAUUCUUGAUUCUGCUAAUUGGCAACUAACUCAGGACCCAACAAAUUGCCAAGAAGUGUUGGCUUUGAGUUACAGAGAUCUGCCAUAUCACUUGAAGUCUUGUCUCUAUCUGGGUAUUUUCGCAGAAGAUUAUGAGAUUAGCUGUGAAAAGCUGAUGAGGUUAUGGAUUGCAGAGGGCUUAGUGCAAAGCAGAGGAGAUGAAUUGAUGGAAGAUGUUGCAGAGGAUUGCCUAGAAGGGCUAAAUACAGAGAAGCAUGGUUCAGGUAGUGGAAUGCAAACCAGAUGGCAGCGCUUUGGUUUGUCUUUGUACCACUUCACUGAUUUAAAGUAUCUCCGCUCACUUCUAUGUUUCACUGAUGGCCUACAGAAGGGUUUGCUUGAUUCUCUUUAUGGAGGUUUUAAGCUUCUUAGAGUGUUGGAUUUGCACGGUAGAAGAGAAAUCCAACAGUCGCCCAAGAAAAUUGGAAGACUUGUCCUUCUGAAGUACUUGGGCCUUUCUAGGACUAACAUACGAGUGCUCCCACCAGGUAUAGGCAAUCUGCAGAGUCUGCAGACGCUAGAUUUAAGCUACACUGAGAUCAGAAGUCUACCCAUUUCAGCAAUACUGAGAACGAAGCAAUUAAGGGUCUUAAAGCAUGUCUGCGAACAAUCAGCUGAUUAUAGAGACGACUUCAUUGAUGAAGGUGCUGCUUUUCCCAUGAGAAUAGAUUGUCUGAAGGACCUUCUAGUACUAUGGCUACAUCCAGGCAACUGGUUAACAGAUGGGCUUUAUAAUCUGAUAAAUCUUAGAGAGUUGGUGAUAAAAGGUAACAGAGGAGAGUUAAAAUCGUAUGCAGAUGCAUUAUCAGAGGCUCUUGUGAAGUUGAACCGGCUUCGAUUCUUGCAACUGGAAGAGAGAGGAUCUUCUUUCCUGCCUUUGGUUUCAUUCUCAGGGCAUGACUUUCUCUACCAGAUGGAAUUAGUUGGACAACUUGGGAGCACAGGGAAGCUGCCUGAUCCUUAUGAUUUCCCUCUAAAUCUCACUCAUCUGAGGUUGUCUAAUACUCAUUUUAAGGCAGCAAGACAAACCAAUAGCAAUAUUAGAGAGUCUGCCGUCCCUGAAGUGUUAGUCGGUCAAGGUGUUUCCGAUUUGAAUAGGCUCCAGAGUUUAAUCCUUUCGGAAUUGGAUAGUUUGAUGUAUUGGACAGUGGAAGAAGGAACAUUGCCAGUACUUGGGUCUCUCAGAAUCUAUCGCUGCACUAAGUUGAAGAUGCUGCCUGAUGGGUUGAGACAGGUUAACACGCUCAAGGAACUUAAGCUUACGAUGCCAACGCAAUUCAGUGACAGGCUUCGACAAGGCGGAGAAGAUUGGGAUAAGAUCAAGCAUGUGAAUACUGCCAUCCAUGCUAUGGCCCUCCAGACGCGCAUCCACCGCAGUGACGCCAUCGACCAAAGGGCUGCCAAUCAGAAGCUCCAGGGCGAGCUCCAUCACACUCAUAAGGGGAGUGAAUCUCAGGAGCUGCUCGUCCGCGACCAGGAGGCACAAAUUGUUGGGCGGUUGUGCCCUUUGGUUGUUAGACUUUCCCGAGCUGUUUAG
Nelumbo nucifera (sacred lotus) is the source of this 2436-nucleotide messenger RNA. The record is from RefSeq and is a predicted model, not a curated record. NCBI's taxonomy places the organism in Eukaryota, Viridiplantae, Streptophyta, Magnoliopsida, Proteales, Nelumbonaceae.